This is a messenger RNA of Orbicella faveolata, 8145 nucleotides long. RefSeq lists its product as uncharacterized. The record is from RefSeq and is a predicted model, not a curated record. NCBI's taxonomy places the organism in Eukaryota, Metazoa, Cnidaria, Anthozoa, Scleractinia, Merulinidae. Gene Ontology annotation, cellular component: condensed chromosome; chromatin; condensin complex. Gene Ontology annotation, biological process: mitotic chromosome condensation. Gene Ontology annotation, molecular function: chromatin binding.
GGUCGUUGGGUGCCCCUGAAAUGUAGGCAAGUAAUUAGGGAAACCUUGUCCCCAGGGCUCUGUUCCCUUCCCUGGAGAAGACAUUGAGAGAUUCUGUGACUGGUUUUAAAGUUUCAGUCAUUUCACACUGCCCAGAGAAGUGCGAGCAAAGAGUAUUGCUAUAAAUAUACGCGGACGUUGUGACAGCCUUGCAGUGGUCUUUGACUUCUCAUCGUUUUACUUUUCAAGUUUGGCUGAUUAGAUCUCCUGUGAGAUCCAACGUUCAAUCAAGCAGGAUCUUUGUCCACGGUUUUUGUAGUUUGUUUAGUUUGUCAAGCGGUUGUCAGGCAAGGAACAACGGUAUUAAAACAGCAUUAUAAGACUCAAAGUCGAUAGAAACCGAGAGAGGGUAGCCUAUAAAAUUCUCCUAACACAAAAACAGUGCUUAUCCAAUAAAAAUAAUAAUACUGGUAAAAAAUACAUAUAUAUUUGUUAGCUUUUAAUUUCUGCCCGGGUUUCGGGCAUAAAACCAUGUGCGUGCACACUGAAAACGCUUGAACGUCAUCUUCGUGUUUCCGAAAACAACGAGCAUUUGUAUUUCCGAUAGAACGAAAGUGCGAGGACUCAAUACAGCCUGAAAUACAGGCAUAACUUUCCGUUGGGUGACCUUGUCCCCGAAUCAUGCCACCGGCUAGUCUAACACUGGUCAAAACUGAUUUUUUUUUUUGUCUUCCCAGACAUAAAGGUGACGAUCAUAAACAUAUUAUUCAUCCGACACCCUUGAUUUGACAUUUGAGAGACUUGAAUACCAACAGAUUAUCGGCAUCCCGUGCGUGAAUAUUUAAUUAGGUGUUCAAUUGACUUGACAACAGACUCGCGUCCUUGCCGCUUAAGUUGAUAUUCCUGUAGACUCUUUCACAGAGAGCGAUUGAACAGAGCUAGGUAAUGUCUUGCCGUCCACUUUGAAGGAUUCUGAGCCAGUUUUAGAGUCUAGAGUGGGUAUUGUUAACUUCAAAAGUGUACAAAAAUGUUCGGGAAACCUCGAUCGUCUAUUCCCGUGGCCGGUAGAACUAGCAUUCCUGUGAAAAGAACAGCACAAGGGACCACAAAUGGGAGAUCAACGCCGGCCAGCGCGAAUUCUAGUAUUCCUGGAGCCUCUAAGGCAAGCAGAAAUUCUGUGUCGGAUCUCCCAAAAGACGCCAAACUACUCAGUGAGAUGGUAUUAAACCUGCAGAAGCAAGUUCAGGAGAAGGACGAUGCGCUAAUGGACAUCAGUGACAAGCUGUCACGAAAGUCGGAAGAAUGUGAAAGCUUGGUGGAAGAGCGCGACAUGAUGAGGAGUAAAAGUUCCUUUGACUUGCAACAGGUUACUGAGGAUCAAGACGCUCUUCAAGAAACGCUCAAGAAGAAGGACAGGUACAUACAAGAAAUAGAGAGGCGACACAAUGAGGAAGCUAUGGAACUCAAAAGAGAGCUUGAAGAACUAAGCAACGAACAUGAAAUCGAGUUAGAAAUGCUAAAGAAGGAAAUGGAAGACCUAAAGCUGAGGGAGGAGCGCUGGAAGCGAGUCGCCGAGCUAAAAAAAGACUCUGACUACGACUCGAGUGACGUAGGAUCACGUGAUCAUUCGCCUGAAAUCGAGGCUCUUAAGGAGCAAAUGGCCUCGCUACAGAGUAAUUACGAAGAUGAGAUCAUAGUGCUCAAAGAAAAACUUCAAAGCGAGAUUGUCAAAGCAAGCGAGGCAGCCGACAAGGUGGAGCAACAAGAGUUUGAGUUUCAGGAAAAUUUAAGCGAGCUGAAAAGCGCAUUUGAAAGCGAGAAAAACGCGCUUUUGACGGAGCAUCAAACUGAGAUGGACGAGUUGAGACGAUCGUACGAUGAAAAGACAAGGGGAAUAGAAACUGGUACACAUUCUUCCAUGGACGUUUCUCAAAGGGAGCAGUACGAAAACCAGAUUUACCAGUUACAAGAUCAGGUUACAAACUUGACCAAUCAACUUGAAGCGAACGAGGCUCAAAUGGCGCAGGACAUCCUGAUCAUGAAAAGCGAGUUUGAAGCGCAGUUGGACGGGUCAAGGAGUGGAUUUGAAAGCGAAAAACAACGACUCAAGAGCGUGAUAACGGAACUAAAAAAUCAAGCUGAGGAUACCAACGCCAAGCAUUCCAAAGAUAUUGAACAAAUGGAGGAGGCGUUCAGAAGAGAAAAAGAAGAAAUCCGUAAUGCAUCGCACGUUAAUGAGGAUGAGAACGAUGAAGCAAUGCGAAGAAAAAUCGAAGAAUACGAGAAUGAAAUAAAGGAGUUGAAGGAAAGUCUCCAAAAUGAACGACUUGAGUUUGUUGAGGCGCGCGAGUCGUUGGAAAGUAUGAUUGCAGAGCAGGAGAAGGAAUUUGAAGGAAAGGAAGAGAAACUUCGCGCAGAGCUCAAUGAAGAACAUCAAAUGAAGGUGGACAAAGUAGUCUCCGAUUAUGAACAACGCCUACAGGAAGCAGAGAGAAGCUAUCUAGAAGGGAAAGACGUUGAUGGAAAUCGUGAUCGAACAAACGAAGAACUUCAAUUAGAGAUUAAAUCAAUGAAGAGGUUGCACGAACGAGAACUUGAGCGGCUUCACGAGAACUUGGAAACUCAGCAAGCAGAGAACGAAAAUCUUAAAACCGAGUUCGACUUGGUGGUGACGGAUCUUUCCAGCGAGCUAGAAAGCAAUAAGAAACCAGGCAAGCCUCCCAUGAAAAGAAGAGAGUCUCUUGUUCUCAAGGAGCAGAUUGAAAGGUUGAAGGGAACUCAAGACGAGGAAAUUCGGUUGCUGGUAGAGGAUGUAGUUUCGUAUAAACAAAAAGUCGCAGAGCUGGAAAGUGAAGUGCAGAGGUUGAGAAGCGCGGAUGAGAAAAAAUCCGAAGCUGACAUUGAUUUACAAACAAAAACACCCGAACCUGAGUAUGAAUUAGAAGUUAUGAGAGAGAAGAACAGCAAUAACGAAUUAGAGCUUCAAGAGUACAAAGCAAAAGUUUCAGAUCUUGAGAAGCAGUUGGAACUAAGAAGAAGCGAGCAAGAACAUGUUGAGGAACAAGAUGAGAACAAGAUUUCAGACCUUGAAAAUCAGCUUGACGUCUUGAAGAAGGACCAGGCCAACUCCGAAGCUAAAGUGGAACAGUACAAAGCCACUAUUGAAACUCUACGGAAAGACGUGGAAGCUGUUAACGACGAGAAACAUAGGCUAGAUUCCGAAGUACAAAAUAACGAAGAACAGAUUAAAAAUCUUACUGACAAGUUAAAAACUACUGAAGCGAAGUUCAGUGAAGAAGUUCAGAGCAUGCAAGGAAAGAUAGCGAAUCUGCAAGCUGAAAAACAGGAUAUAAGCAAAACAUUGGAGAAACAGUCUGGAGAGAGUGAAAGCAAAAUCGAAGAGCUUACGAAAAAACUCGAACAGGUUGAAAAUGAAAGUAAGAAUUCCAUUGACGCACACAGGGAGAAGUCAGAAGAGGUCAUUUUAGGACUCCAUGAAAAAAUCGAAGCACUUACAGAAGACUACACGAAGGUCAGGAAAGAAAAAGAUUUGCUUCAGCAAGAGUUACAAGACCUUGGACUAGGUGCCAUCGAAGGCGAAGAUGGAAAGGGUACAAAAAUAGCGCAAUACCAACAAGAAAUAGAAAAACUAUCGGUGAAGAUUGAAAGUCUGGAGAAUUAUCGAAAACAGUCGGAAAUUGAAAAACAAGAUCUUCAAGAAGAAAUCGAGAAUCUUCGUUACCCUCAAAAUGUCGAGCCAGUGAUUUCUUUAGCUGCAGUCGAUGAAACCUUUUUGCCAAAUCCGGCUGGCUUGGGUCUGGAAUACGAGCAACAGAUGAAGGGGCUUGCGGAAGAUUAUGAAGAAAAAAUCGAGAAGCUGGAAAGAGAGCUCGAGGAAGAGAGAAGCAAGUCAGCGGCAAAAACGAGACGAAUCGAGUCGGUUAAUUUGGAAAUUGAAGCCUUGCGUCAAAAUCUUGAGCAAGAGAGACAUUCCGUAAAUAAUUCACAAGAGCGCAUUAUUAAAAUGCAGGAAAAACAUGACGAAGACUUAAAGAACUUAAAAGAUGAAAUAGCUUUGAAUGCGAAGAAUGGUGAAACUACAUUUUCCUCGAAUGAAGAAGCUGCGAAGGAGCAGUUUUUGAAGACAAUUAAAACUCUUGAGGCUGAUCUGGAAACGGCUCUUCAAGCUAACAGGGAGCAGGUGGAAUAUAUCACCGAGUUGAAAACACAACUUGAGGUAGCGCGUCAUACAAAUGUAACACAGGAGGGAGAAGUCACUACGCUCAGUAAAGAGCUUGCAGAGUUUCAACAACAACAGAAAGCGCACGAGGCAAGCAUCACUGCAGAGCAACUUAUAACGAGCGAAGGGCACGCUAAACUGGUCGGGAAUCUUAAAGCUGAUUUAGAAGCGGAGCGCAAAUUGAACCAAACACAACGAAACGAGAUAAACAGGCUUGAACGGGAACUGGAGACCUUUCAACAACAACAAAUAGCGCACGAGGCGAAUCUAACGGCAGAGCAAUUGAGAGUAAGCGAAGGACACGCUAAGGAGGUAACAGAACUUAAAGCAGAUUUGGAGAGAGCGCAAAAAUUGAACAAAACACAGCAAGAAGAAAUAAGCGAGCUUAAACAGGAGCUAGAAGAGUUUCAACAACAGCAAAUUGCACAUGAAGCUAAUCUAACAGCGGAACAGCUUAAAAUAAGUGAGUCACAAAAAACGCAAAAGCAAGAACUCAAGAGGAAAACGAAAGAAAUCACAGCUCUCAAGUCCGAGUUAGAAGACGCGCAGCAAACGAAUAGGAAACAAUGUGAUGAACUCGCAAGGGUUAAAAGCGAGCUUGAUGAACUCAAAAACUCUCGAAAACGCUUCGAAGAGGAUUUUCUCGUCGAAAAAUUUAAGGCAGACGAAGCGAGUGAACGGAAGAUUAAAGCCUUAGAAGAAGAGGUGAGACGAAAGGUAGAGGAAAUGUCCAAGCUAUUCACCGUGCUUGACACAGAGCAGAAAGGGCGAGAGAGAGUUUUAAUGGAAACAGAGAAACAUUUAACGCAUAUGCACCAAGCUGAACAGGAGAAAAUUAACUCGGAGAGAAUCAUCGCAGAGCUUAAGAAUCAAAAUCAAGCGCUACGAAGCGAGCUGAGAAAAGAAAAAGAGCAAUUUGCAGCGUUUGUUUCGCAGAGCAAGAAAGCGCAAUCUGAAGAGCACGAGGAAGUCGAGAAGCUUAGUAGAUCAUUAACCGAGUCUGAGAUGGACAAAGGAAAGCUCACGGACGAGAUGGAGACGUGCAAGGAAGAACUAAACAAAAUGGAGGAAAAAUACGGUAAGCUGAAGGAAAAGUUUUUAGCUCUGAAACAAAAGCGGAAGGAAGAAAAGGAAAAAUAUGACGAAAUUCUAUUAACGCCAAGGUUCGAAAUGGGAUUGCAAACAAGUCUUCUGGAACCCGAGGAUCUAAAUCAAACUAAAGAACAGCUUUCGACGUCCAUUCGAGAGCAAGGCCGUCUUGAAGACGAGUUAGAGUCUCUUCAACGAGAUACUUACAAGAAGAAAAGUGAAAUUCAAGCUCUGAAAAGAGCCAACGAGGUAUUGAGAAAGCAAAAUCAAGUUCUUUACCUCGAGACAGAGAGCCUAAGGAGGUCUGGACACAGAGAUGACAUCGAUGUUUCCGAAAUCGAGAGACAAAACGAACAGUUAAUGAAAGAGAAAGAUAAUCUAGAGAUAGAAAAUCGCUAUCUCAAAGAGGCUUUGAUUGAGAGAGAAAAACAGGAUGAAGAAGGCAAAGAAAGGGACAGUUUAUCAGAUGACUUACCAGAAACAGAGCUUCGAGAUUUAAAGGAAAAGCAAGCAAGAAUUGAGCAAGAAAAUUUUAAGUUACACGAAGAGAAUGAAUUCUUGUUAAAGCAAGGUAAACGUCUCCAAUUCCAAGUCGAUCAACUUGAAGACGAAGUUCAAAGGCUAAAACGUCAAACUCCUCUGACGUCAAUACCUAAAGUGGAGGCUCAGUCUCAGCCUUUCGUCGACGAGCUAAUCCGCAGAGAAUCUGGGACCCAGCUCAACGUGGAGUCGUUACCGGGCUCAUUCGGAGGAGCCCCACUCAACAGUUCCCUCGAAGCCCAACGAUUCGCGGAAGAAAAUCAACGAAUAAAAGAGCAGAUUGCCGUGUUGCAAGGACGGCUAAGACAAAAAGAGAACGAACUGCAAAACACAAAUGUCUCACAGACAGGUGAAAUGGAGGAUUUAGCGAACGAGAGGCAAGUGCUGCUCGCGCAAAUCGACUCAAUGAAGGAAGCGCUGGAGAAAGACGCGGAGAAAGGACACAGCCAAAAGGUUACCGACUGGGAUGCUAACAAGAGGGCCGACACUGAAAAAGAAAACUUAGUUUCACCAACUCCUUUUACUCAAAGAACAGGCCAAGCCCCUUUUACCGGAUUCGCCGUGUCUAAUCUUCAAAGCUUUGAAUUUGAUGUGGAGAACUACCUUGGAUCGGCCUACUGGGAAGCGACCAAGUUUCUUGACAGAUUACAGCAAGUCAGCUAAGACAUGCAGAAUGACAACGUUCAGGUUUAGAAUAGUUAUACAUACACUUCAAUUAAUUAUUUUCCUUCUUUCCCAACCCGCGCUUAUUUUCCUUACCUCGACCCUUAAAUUAGCGUACAGGCUGUCUCAUCUGAGUUUCAUGCACAAACAAACGUUCUUAGGAGAAUUUUACAACGCAUGUAGGUUUUAGUCAGCACUAGCUUUUAGCUUGAAUUUGUUGUCGAACAGUAGAGAGAACUGAAAACAGAUGAUAAGAUAGUGUAAACACUGUAAAGAUUGAUCUUUCUUUAAACCUUAGGCAUAACAGCCUACUUCACAAGUACUCUCUUGUAUAACUCGUCACACGAUCUUUCCUCUAUAACGUUUAACACGGGGAAAAACUGCGUGACCAGUCUGCAGAACAGGUGGUUUAGCGGGGUAGAUCGCAAAGCGCGAGACCAAAAAUAAAUGUUUUUCAUUGCUUCUUUCUCGUGCACCGCGCUCGUGACGUGUUUCGGGCUCCACGCUCAUGUUUCGCGCUCUGUUCUGCAGGGCUAAGCCAGAAGGGACGUUUCUAAGGAUUAGAAGUCUCAACCUCGUUUUUAGGGCGAGCCCUCUUGAUCCUCAUCCCGGCUUACAUUUCUUGACCAAAAACCAGCUUCUUCUAAACUGAUAACAUAAACAGCUGUUCUGUGCAAGUUCUCCUUCCUCAUUUCCCAGUUUUAAUUUCAAAUAUUAUUUCAGAGAGACAGUUUAUUUUUUUAAUAUAUAUUUUGAUACGAAAAUUUGCAAAAUAAAAAUUACUUUCAUACGAGUGCUGACUGACAGAAAGUACGUACCAGCGUGACUAGACCCACUGCAGUUAAGGUAAAGUCAGUGUUUACAAAAGGGAUAAUCACUGUGUCUAACACCAGUCUUACACUUUCCCCGACUUUCCCACGGUUGCCUCUGACACCAGCUACAAGUUUUUGUUUUAAUGUUUGGCUGACUUAAUAGGUCCUUUGCAGCUAAGCCAUCACGUGACAAUAAAUAAAAUCAAAAAGGCCAAGUUUGAGGCCCCUGGCACUAAAGAAUGACAUUUUAUGAUGGUUUGAAUAUUUAAAAAACUAAGAUUUCUAUGGAAAAAGUCUCUUGAGAGCAAGACCUUUCUCUCCAGCAACGUUUUCCAUAGAUAUCCUCUAAAUUUUCCAAAAUUUCGAACUGACGUAUAUACUUACUCUUUAAUGCCAGGGGCCUCAAACUUGGCCAUUUUGGGAUUUUCGAUAUGCUCUUUCCAUGUUUGACAUUCUUUCAGUUAUAGCCCAUAAUAUAUAAUUUUUUUGAGGACAAUUUUGGUCAUGUGACCCUAGCUGUAAAGGGCCUAUUAUUCAACUGUUCGCGAAAUUAAACGUAAAAUUUGAGACUUACACUAGUUCCACUUCCGAUUCUUUCCCCCUUUUGUCAUCAUUUUGUUAUAUAGAGCUGCUAUAAAGUUCGCAAACCAUUAGAGUGCGGGUUCAUUCACAAGAAGCAGCCUUCGAUUUGCCUUCGAUUUGCGCCCUCGGUUGUGUGUACCUAGGUCCCUUCGUUUUGCUACUGAAGUAGAAAAACCGUCAUGGCGGUUCGCCAUUUUACGGCUCAUGCACAUUUAACUGAGCAAUAAAAAAGAGCCAGGG